Molecule: messenger RNA, 1257 nt
Organism: Metarhizium album ARSEF 1941
Lineage: Eukaryota; Fungi; Ascomycota; Sordariomycetes; Hypocreales; Clavicipitaceae
Exons: 1
Coding region: 1-1257 (418 amino acids)
Source: RefSeq, a predicted model, not a curated record
AUGCUGUCAAGACAACUUCCCCGUCUCGCCACAAGACGGGCACGCAUCCCCCACACGGCCCGCCAGCUUCGUCACCAAUCGACCGCUUCCAGCAGCGACAGCGGCAGCUUCCUAUCAUGGUCCUCGAGGUCCGGCUUUGCGACGGGCGUUCUGGGCGGCGUGGUCGGCGCGUCGCUCGCAUACGGCGCCUACACCCUGACGCCGGCGGGCCGAACCGCCGCCAAGAUCAACAAGGCCGCGAUUGAGGCGAGGAAAAAGUACGAAGCGGCGGCCAAGGCACUCCAGGACAGCUCGCCCAGCGCCGAUCGGGCAGCCGACUCCAUCAGGCAGUUUGCCUACUCGUACGCGGCGUGGGUGCCCGGCGGCAGGGGCUACGUCGACGCGGCCUUCAAGGACUGGGAGGCGGUGCGCGACGCCCACGGGGACGAGGUCGACGCCAUCGUGCGAGACACCUACAAGAAGCUGGGGGAGGUGUCGAGGGCGGGCCUCAGCCUGGACACGGCGUCGCAGGCCGCCAACGUCCUGGCCGAGAUGUCGCAGCGCAUCGCGGCGCUGUCGAGGGAUGCGCUGGAGGAUGUGCUCGACAACCAUCCCCGACUCAGGGACAGGUUCGGCGGGAGCAUAGACGAGCUCAAGGGUAUGGCGGAGAGCUACGGCCCCGAGGCCAAGAAGCAGGUCGACCGGGCGUGGAGGCAGGCCGGCGGCAUUCUGGCCGGCGGCGUAUCGGAGGAGAGCCUUGCCAAGGUGAGGGAGUUGCUGCAGCAGAAGACGCAGCAGGUCAAGGGUCUGGGGGACGAGGCGUGGAAGAAGGGCUUGGAGACGGUCGCGCCGUAUCUGGACAAGAACCCCAACGUGAGGACGCUGCUGGAGGAGAAUGCGGAGGCGUUGAAGAAGGGCGGACUGUCCAAGUUGCUUGAGAGGCUGCGUUCGGCCGAGAAGUCGGGCCGUGUGGACGAGCUGCGCGAGUAUGUGGACGAGGUUGUUGGCAAGGCCGGGAGCAAGGCGAAGAAGGCGGCGUCGAGCGCCGGGCUGGAGGGCCUGUUCGACGUGGUUCCGCGGGGCGGCGACGUGGUGAGCAAGUUGAGGAAGGUAUGGGAAGUGGCAGAGAAGCACAGGGAGGAGGGCGAGCAGCUGCUGAAGGACACGGUUGAGGAUUUGAACAAGGUCUUGGAGGACAAGGCGAAGCGGGCGGGCGAGAUUGUGAGUGAGGCGGAGAAGGCGGCGGCGAGGGCCGCCAACAAGAAAACGGAGAAAUAG